Molecule: messenger RNA, 2635 nt
Organism: Sceloporus undulatus (fence lizard)
Lineage: Eukaryota; Metazoa; Chordata; Lepidosauria; Squamata; Phrynosomatidae
Gene: ISOC1
Product: isochorismatase domain containing 1
Exons: 5
Coding region: 355-1353 (332 amino acids)
Cellular component (GO): cytoplasm
Source: RefSeq, a predicted model, not a curated record
AGUGUGUAACAACCCCAAAGGAUUGGUUGCUCUGUAGCCUCUUAAAGUCAGGGCUGGAGCUGAAAUGGGCAGCAGUCACCAAAUCUGCCCCGAAAUAGAGCCAGGCACCAAAAUCACACCAAAAGCUCUUUAAGAAAUCCCCGUUUUCGUGUGAAACCCACCAAAUUGGCCCCACUGAGAGGCCCCUCGCAAAGCAACAGAGGCGCCCAGAGACGGAGGGAGCCUAGUAGGCCCCGCCAGACCUGGGGUUUGCGUGGGCCGAGCGGCGGCUGAGGGCGCCAGGAAGGCGGGGAGGGAGCCGGGGAGGACCCUGAGCCCUGAAGGAGGGCAGGCAAGGCAGGGAGGGCUGGCCCCAUGGUGAGGCGGAGGAGCAGGAGCCGGGAUUGGGGGCCGCCCCUCUGCAACAGCGGCAGCGGCAGGAGGAGGAGCUGCUUCGGAGAAGUCGAGCAACGGCUGCUGCUGCUGCCCCUCAACAUGGCGGCGGCGGCGGCAGGGGAGACGGAAGCCCCCUCCUCCUCCUCUUCUUCUUCGGUGCCGGUGCUGUUCUGCUUCUCGGUCUUCGCGCGUCCCUCCUCGGUGCCCCGCGGCUCGGGCUACGAGGCGCUGAUCCAGAAGUUCCUGAGCCUCUACGGGGACCAGCUCGACAUGCACCGCAAGUUCGUGGUCCAGCUCUUCUCCGAGGAGUGGAGCCAGUACGUCGACCUCCCCAAGGGCUUCCUCGUCGCCGAGCGGUGCAAGGUCCGCCUCGUCCCGCUCCAGAUACAGAUAACUACAUUGGGCAAUCUCACACCAUCAAGCACUGUGUUCUUCUGUUGUGAUAUGCAAGAGAGAUUUAGACCUGCUAUCAAGUAUUUUGGAGAUAUAAUCAGCGUAGGUCAACGAUUGCUUCAAGGAGCAAGGAUUUUAGGAAUCCCAGUCAUAGUAACAGAGCAGUAUCCCAAAGGUCUUGGAAGCACAGUGCAAGAAAUUGACUUAACUGGGGCCAAACUUGUCUUACCCAAGACAAAGUUUUCUAUGGUAUUACCUGAAGUUGAGGCUGCACUAGCAGAGAUUCCUGGAGUCCGCAGUGUUGUUUUAUUUGGAGUAGAAACCCACGUCUGCAUCCAACAGACAGCACUAGAAUUGAUAGGUAGAGGUCUGGAAGUUCACAUUGUGGCUGAUGCAACCUCUUCAAGAAGCAUGAUGGACAGAAUGUUUGCCCUUGAGCGUCUCGCUCGCACUGGGAUUAUUGUUACCACUAGUGAAGCUAUAUUGCUGCAGCUGAUAGCUGACAAAGACCAUCCCAAAUUCAAAGAAAUUCAGAAUCUCAUUAAGGCAAGUGCUCCAGAGUCGGGGCUUCUUUCCAAAGUAUAAAGUGGACAUUAUUGGGGAGGUGGGGGAUUAAUGAAUGACAAUGUAAUUCUAGGUCCUCAAACACUCUCUCACUCACAUACACACAUACACACGUUUGCAUGUGUGUGCUUGCACACACAACUCACACACGCACACCCCUUCUACAAAUGAUGUAUUUGUGCUUGCCUUAGCAGAAUUUGUCUGAUUUGCUGUCCAGGUGCCAGUGUAUUCUGUUAGUCCCAGAUCUUUAAGGCUUUGGGUAACUACCAUAGGUUUAUUUUUUUGUCAAGCAAACUUUGAAAACAGAGGUGCCUGUUUGUCUGUACUGUACCCACUGAUUGUAACACAGCUCCAAAAAUUGCAUAUUUUUGUGAAACCUCUUUUGAUUGUACAAAUGUGGUAUUGUUUUGCAUUUUUGUAUUAUUAAUACAAUAUUACAUAUAUACAUGUGAUACAAUGUUUUAUCAAACUAUAAAUGGAACCAUAUUUCAAAUAAAAUUGAGUAUAUAUACUAGCGGAGAAAUACUUGCUUAACAAUUAGACAAACAUGCUAGGGAGAAAAGCAAUAUGUAGUUCCAUUACUUUAGGUAGCUUAGUUAGCUAGGCUGAUACAGUACUUGAUUGUUAAAGACUUUAUUCCUGAUUGCUAUUCCAAAGUUCUUUGUUAUAAAGUUCCAACUGGAAAGAGUGCAGAUUCAUAUUCACUUUUAAACCAUAAGCAAUUCUGUCACUUUAUUAAUGAGAAUGUAUGAAUUAUGACAUUGAAAGAGAUUUAACUCAUUUGUAGAAAAUGUAUAGGAAGAUGCUCAAGUUCCUCAUUGCUAAAUAUAAAAAUAACUUUGUUUCUGUAUGUGUUGGAAGAUUUAUUUUUAAUCCCAGUAUGUCUAGAUUUAAUGAACUCCAUCUAGCUUUUGCAUUAGUUCAAGCAAAUCUUUGGUUCAAAAUCAGCUUCUUCAGUUUUAUGCAGGAUCCUUCAAUAAAGAGAUUGAAUAGUCUUUCAGGGGAACCUGGUGUAACCAACAUACUUUAGACAUACUUGCUGUAACUUGAUGGAGUAUUUUAUAGCUACAAAUUAAGUUGAGUAACAGUGUUCUUACUACAUGCCAAUUAUUCAUGUCAUAAAUUAUUGAAAUUGUUCUAAUGUUUGUAUCAAGAAUAUAUGUGGGUUUGUAGGAAGGAAUUUUGCAGUAUGACAUAUAAUACUAACAAUUUUUUAAAAAUCAGUACAUUAUUGGAAUGUUCUUAAACUUACUGGUCUAAAAUGAUCUUGAGAUGUUUAAAUAAAUGCAAAUGUUUACUCAAA